Neofelis nebulosa (Clouded leopard) is the source of this 1006-nucleotide messenger RNA. It is a transcript of the gene PLAAT5, whose product is annotated as phospholipase A and acyltransferase 5. NCBI's taxonomy places the organism in Eukaryota, Metazoa, Chordata, Mammalia, Carnivora, Felidae. Gene Ontology annotation, biological process: N-acylphosphatidylethanolamine metabolic process. Gene Ontology annotation, molecular function: glycerophospholipid phospholipase A1 activity; A2-type glycerophospholipase activity. The coding region runs from base 78 to 827 and encodes 249 amino acids. The transcript has 6 exons. The record is from RefSeq and is a predicted model, not a curated record. Gene Ontology annotation, cellular component: cytoplasm.
GCGCCCCUGCGUCCGCGGCCCCGCCGACCUGGGGCAGAGCCGCCUGGGCCGCGCCGGCGCCGAGCCGCAGCUGCGGGAUGGGCCUGAGCCCGGCCGCCCCCGGGAAGAGCAGGCUCCGCCUCUCCCGCUCCCCCGGGCCCCGCCCCAAACCCGCGUCCGGAGCCGCAAAAAUAUCCUCUCAAGCGUUGGUCCAGCUCUCCCCCAAGCACCUGCAGCAGGGAACCUCAGAACUGGACAGAAGCGUCCAGGAGGGGGAGGAGCCCGGAGUUAACUUGGAGACCACACCCGACCAGAAAAGAGCAGAGUCACAUUCAACCCCGAAGCCUGAGAGUGCAAGCAAGUUAGCAAAGCAAGCCGCCAAGAGCAAACCAAGACCCAGACCUGGAGACCUGAUUGAGAUUUUUCGCAUCGGCUAUGAGCACUGGGCCAUCUACGUGGAAGACGACUAUGUGGUCCAUCUGGCUCCCCCGAGUGAGGAAUUUGAGGCCGGCAGUAUCAGUUCCAUCUUCAGCAACCGGGCCGUGGUGAAAUACAGUCGCCUGGAGGACGUGCUGCACGGCUGCUCUUGGAAGAUCAACAACAAGCUGGAUGGCACGUACCUGCCCCUGCCCGUGGACAAGAUCAUCCGGCGCACGAAGAAGAUGAUCAACAAGAUGGUGCAGUACAGCCUGAUUGACAGGAACUGUGAGCACUUCGUCAACGACCUCAGAUACGGUGUGUCCAGGAGCCAGCAGGUGGAACACGCCCUGAUGGAAGGAGCGAAAGCUGCCGGUGUGGUUCUUUCAGCUGUGGUGGACAGCAUACGGCUCAAGCCUGGCCCUGCCUGAAGGUGCUGGAAAUUCCAGGCAGAGGAAGAACGGCUGCCACCAGCAAGGACAAUCACAGCCCCUUUCCUCCCCUUGCCUUCUCUCGCCAUAGCUCCUCCCGAGAAAAUCGGGAGCUUCUGGAGGAAUCCAGAGUGUAUCCAAUUACCCCUCCAGAAAUAUAUCCAAUAUAUGUGAUCAUA